This is a messenger RNA of Candidula unifasciata, 2262 nucleotides long. NCBI's taxonomy places the organism in Eukaryota, Metazoa, Mollusca, Gastropoda, Stylommatophora, Geomitridae. The record is from the annotation of a GenBank genome assembly.
AUGCCUGGAGAUAAAGUUACUUUGACUAAUGCUUUAGAAAAUGUGGACGUUCUUGAUGACCUACCUCUACCAGAUCAACAACCAUGCAUUGAAGCACUGUCACUCUCAAUCCAUUACCGAGCCAAUUUUGACACAAAUUUUGAAGACAAGAAUGCUUUCGUUACCAGUGUUGCAAAAUACAAAGAGCAAGCUACUGUUCAAGCAGAUCUGAAUCUGCUGUUGGAGGAGGGAGAGACAUAUGCAGUAAUGCUGUACACAUGGAGAUGCUGUUCCCGUGCCAUUCCACAGGUAAAGAGCAACGAACAAGAAAACAGAACUGAGAUCUAUCAGAAAACAGUUGAGGUUCUUGAACCACAUGUCAACAAAUUGAUGCAGUUCAUGUUUUUCCAGAAAAAAGCUAUAGACCUGUUUUGUGAAGAGGUAAAAAGACUUUGCCACAAAGAAAAGAGACAAGAUUUCAUUUCUGAAGCUUACUUGUUAACCCUGGGGAAGCUAAUCAACAUGUUUGCGGAGCUUGAUGAACUAAAAAACAUGAAAGCAAGUGUCCGUAAUGACUAUUCAGCAUACAGAAGGGCAGCACAGUUUUUAAAAGUGAUGGCUGACCAACAAGCCAUGCAGGAUUCACAGAACCUGUCAAUGAAUUUGGCAACCCAGAAUAAAAUUAGGGAUACAUUGAAAUCUCGACUUGGAGAAAUACAGGGCUAUGAUGAACUUUUGGCUGAUGUGGUCAACAUAUGUGUGAUGAUGUAUGAAAAAGACAUGUAUUUGGAACCAACAGAAAAACACAUGCUGGUCAAGGUCAUGGCAUUUGGACUGUUUAUGAUGGAUGUGGAAAGAGGUCCCAAUAUAUAUCGCAUGAAUGACAAGAAAAGAAUUAAUAUCCCAAAGAUUGACAGAAUUUUCAAGCAACUGCAGAUGGUUCCCUUGUAUGGUGACAUGAUCAUUGCUCCUUACAACUACAUCAAAAAUAGUCCUAAUUUUGAUCCCUCCAAGUGGCCAGCCUGUGAAUCUAGUCAACUUAGCCCGCAGUCAAACCUGUUGGGCAGUCUAGAGCAGAUCAAAGAUCGGCACAUGCAGUAUAUUAGUCAGCUGGCAAGGCAUAACAAUGAGGCAACAACCACGCAGCGUGAGACACCAAGAACUGACUCUGAGAAUAAGGAAUUAACAGAGCUGGCUUUGAAAGGAUUAAUGCUUGUGUCAAAAUGGACUCAGCAAGUCAUGGAGUUGUACUCUUGGAAGUUGAUGAAUCCUACAGAUCAUCAUGCCAACAAAGACUGUCCGGAGACUGAUGAAGCCUAUGAAAAAGCCACACGCUAUAAUUACAGCAGAGAUGAAAAGUUUGCUCUGAUUGAAGUCAUUGCAAUGAUAAAAGGGCUGCAGCUUCUAAUGGCUAGAAUGGAAACUGUGUUUAUGGAUGCAAUUCGACGACACAUUUAUGCAGAACUGCAGGAGUUUGUACAGCAUUUUUUGAGAGAACCUUUGCGCAGGGCAACCAAAAAGAAAAGCGAAAUUAUAAGAGUCAUCAUCAUGUCUGUCCGUGAUACUUGCGUUGACUGGUACAGAGGCACAGAGCCAACAGAUGACCCUGCACUGUUGGGGAAAAAAGAUCCUACUGAGGGUUUUCACAUUAAAGUACCACGCAGAAAUGUUGGUCCUUCAUCCACACAGUUGUACAUGGUGCGAACAAUGCUAGAGUCUCUGGUGGAUGAGAGAAGUGGUGGGAAGAAGAGCAUGCGUAAGGAAAUGGAUGAGCAGCAUGUGGCCGUUAUAGAAGAAUUCCACAGAAAAUCGUUCUUCUGGAAUUACUUGCUUAACUUCAAUGCAUCACUUUUCAACUGCUGUGACUUGUCCCAGCUCUGGUUUAGAGAGUUUUUCUUGGAGCUGACCAUGGGAAAACGUAUACAGUUCCCUAUUGAAAUGUCCAUGCCUUGGAUUCUGACAGAUCAUAUUCUUGAAACAAAGGAGCCAUCCCUUAUGGAGUACAUUCUAUAUCCAUUGGACUUGUAUAAUGACAGUGCUCAGUACGCAUUGAUGAGAUUCAAGAAACAGUUCUUGUAUGAUGAAGUAGAAGCAGAGGUUAAUUUAUGCUUCGAUCAGUUUGUCUAUAAACUGAGUGAUCAGAUUUUUGCUUACUACAAGCAUUUGGCUGGAUGCAUUAUGCUGGAUAAGCGAUUCCGUGCUGAGUGCAUAAGCAAUGGAGAAAAGAUUAACUACCCAGUGGCUAACAGAUACCAAACUCUUCUCAAACAGAGACAUGUUCAG